AUGGAGAAAGAGGGAGGGCUACCCGAAGCCAGAGUUAUUAAUCAGCCCUUGCCUUUGGAGGAGAAGAUGGUAGAAGCUUCGCGAAGAAGCGCCCUGACCGUUACGGAUCUUAAGAAGACUGUUCAAACAGAAUCCUAUGAGGGACCCACCAGGGGUGCUUUGGAGGAAGUGGGAGCGAAGAAGCAUCCUGAGACGGCUGAAAAGAAGAAGAAAAGAAAAAACAAGGCGAAGCGGGUAGAAGGAGAUGAAGAGGCCCAGCCAAAGAAGGAGAAGAAGGAAAAGAAGCCGAGUGAGAAGAGGCAGCGCAGGCGAGAAGAGAAGCACCUAAAGAAGGAAGAAAAGAGGAAUAGGGCUAAAAUCCUGGAUGUCAAUGGAGAAUCCACCACCGUAAGGGUGGAAGAGGGGGUGUCACCGCAAGUAAAAGAAUCAGUGCAAUCUCAAGAGUCAUCAACGCAUAUCAGGAUGGUUGCAACUGAAGACAGAGAAGACCCGGACAUUACCUCUCUAAUGCGGCAUCGCAAGGAGAAUACGCCGCAAAGGUCAACAAGUGACCCACAAUUUUUACAAUGCAUAGCAGAAGAGAAUGAAAGGAGAAGAAGAGAAGAAGAGGAAAAGCAAGAAAAGAUGUUACGUGCACACAAAUCUUGGCAUCUGGCGAUUUGGAAAGAAAACUCCACGAUGAGAAGGUGCGUUGUAACAAUGCAAUUUCAGUAG
Molecule: messenger RNA, 714 nt
Organism: Benincasa hispida (wax gourd)
Lineage: Eukaryota; Viridiplantae; Streptophyta; Magnoliopsida; Cucurbitales; Cucurbitaceae
Source: RefSeq, a predicted model, not a curated record